AAUGAUUAUUAAAUUUUUUUCCACAGGACUGGAGGGGGUGGCAUCAGCUGCCUGAUUUUUCCUGCCGACCCCUCCUUCCUACUUUCCUUGCGUCCUAUUCUUUCCUUUUUUUUUUUUUUUUCUUUUCUGUCUUUUUUCCCCACCUUCUUUCCCUUUCCCCGUUCAUCAUGUCGUACCGUAAGGAGAUGGAGAAGUAUCGGGACGUGGAUGAAGAUGAGCUAUUGCAGAAACUCAGUGAGGAGGAGCUGAGGAGGCUGGAGGAUGAGUUGGAGGAGCUGGAUCCUGAUAAUGCUCUGUUGCCUGCUGGUAUGAGGCAGAGAGACCAGACUAAGAAAGCUCCGACUGGAACGUUUCAACGGGACAACCUCCUGGCGCACCUGGAGAAACAGGCCAAAGAGCAUCCGGACCGAGACGACCUGGUGCCCUUCACAGGCGAAAAAAGAGGGAAACCAUGGACUCCAAAGACGAAGGUUGUUGAUCCAAUUCUGGAGGACGUCACCCUGGAACCGGAGCUGGAAGAGGCCUUGGCUAAUGCCACUGAUGCCGAGCUGUGUGAUAUCGCAGCUAUCCUGGGCAUGCACACUCUGAUGAGUAAUCAGCAGUAUUAUGAAGCUCUCGCCAGCAGUACCAUCGUCAAUAAACAGGGAUUAAACAGUGUGAUCCAGUGUACACAGUAUAAGCCAGUUCCAGAUGAGCAGCCCAAUGACACUGAUGUAGAAGAGACCCUGGUGAGGAUCAAGCGCAAUGACCCUGACCUUGUGGAGGUCAACCUCAACAACAUUAGGAAUAUCCCCAUUGCUACUCUGAAAGCUUACGCAGAAGCCCUGAAAAACAACACGGUGGUGGAACGGCUGAGCAUCGUGGGAACUAGGAGCAACGAUCCUGUAGCCCAUGCGAUGGCGGACAUGCUGCAUGUCAACACAACUCUGAGAAGUCUAAACGUGGAGUCCAACUUUAUUACUGGAGCUGGAAUCAUCGCACUUGUAGAUGCGCUGCAGCACAACGCCACCCUGCAGGAGCUCAAAAUCGACAACCAGAGUCAGCCCCUGGGUAAUAAGGUGGAGAUGGAGAUUGCCAGCAUGCUGGAGAAGAACACCACCCUGCUAAAGUUUGGAUACCACUUCACCCAGCAGGGGCCACGCCUACGCUGCUCCAAUGCAAUGAUGAACAACAACGAUUUGGUGCGUGUAGUUCGGUCGGACUCGGACGGAGCGAUCACCUUCACCCUGUCCGUCCCCGAGCUGGAGAGAGCCUUCUGUAAAAAGUUCAAGUUCUCCUCCAAACCCAAUAAGAAAGAAAAGGCUUGAAGAAGGUCCCAUCUUCCCCAAAUGUCGGACAAACGUGUAGCAGUGGUGGCAGCAGCGGUGACGGCGCCCCCUGUGGCCUGGAGGUCUGCGGCAGCCCAAGUCUCUUCACUUCCUUCCCUCUUUCCCUCUGAUUUGUAACGCUGGUGUCUGUAGAGUACUGUUGACUUACUGUACACCACUGCAGAGACUCUAAAACCCAACACACGCACAUACGUCUACAUGACGUAAACGCCACAAGUAACUGCAGAAGGUGCUCCAGCAGUGCCGCUCCCAUUUGAGUUUGGAGUUAAAGAUCCAGGCAGGAGGUUUAGUGUUAAAUUUACUAUUAUAUAGAAGCGUCACUCAGUAAUAGUCAGCUUUAAAGCUGACGCUGGUUGUGUUCACAUGGCCGGCCAGCGUUCUCUCUUCUGUCAACUGCUACUGUAAAUAUUUAGAUUUGUUUUUAAAUGAUGGUGAAAUGAUUAGGGUUCUGUUGUGUGAAAUCGGCUGAUUGGUAUGGUAAAGGAAGCAUGUCAGAGGAUUUAUAUAUAUAAUCCUAAAGGAAGCAUGUCAGAGAGACACACACACAUGUAUACAAGUGCAUACACAAAGACACUUACUUGUAUUAUUAUACUUACAGCAGUAGAGUAACAGUACAACCAAUAUUGUCACUGAACAACUGCGCACACUUUUUUAAACUGAAACAUUUGAAACGACAAAUGUAGGGGGAAAAAAAGUUAGGUAUGCAAAUGUGUUUUCCCCCUGAUCAAAAAACACAUUUUGUUGAUAAAUAGGUCAGUAAAGCAUAAAACUGUAUUUUAGAUCACAACAGCCACACCUAUAUUUACACCUUGUGUGAACAUGCGUUUCGAGUUCAGGUAGUGUCUAGGUUUACUUUGGCCAAACAAUUACAUACUGGGAAUGUCUUUUUUUUUUUUUUUUUUUUUUAUCCCCAGUGCUAAUUUUGUUCUCCUUGCAUUUUGCAGUCUGUACUGGGUUCCCUUGGCUUUUAACAGUCUACACUGGGUUUCUUAACUUUUUCAGUCUGUACUGGGUUCCCUUGGCUUUUAACAGUCUCCAAUGGGUUCCCAUGGCUGUACUGGGUUCCCUGGGCUUUCUGCAGUCUAUACUGUGUUCCUUUGGCUUUUUCGCAGUCUCUAAUAGAUUUAUUUGGCUUUUCACAUUCUAUACUGGGUUCCCAUGGCUUUUAACAGUCUCUAAUGGGUUCCCAUGGCUUUUCACAGUCUAUACUGGGUUCCCAUGGCUUUUAACAGUCUCUAAUGGCUGCCACUGGCUUUUCACAGUCUAUACUGGCUUCCUUUGGCUUUUCACAGUCUGAACUGGGUUCCUUUGGCUUUUUGCACUCUAUACUGUGUCCUUUUGGCAUUUCGCAGUCUGUACUGGGUUUCCAUGGCUUAUCAUAGUCUUUACUGUGUUUUCAUGGCUUUUCAUAGUAUAUACUGAGUUCCCAUGGCUUUUUUUUUACAGUCUAUACUGGAAUUCCUUGGCUUUUCACAUACUAUAUUGGGUUCCCUUCAUUUUCACAGUCUGUAUUGGCUUCUCUUAGCUUUUCACAGUCUGUAUUGGGUUCCCUUCACUUUUUCACAGUCUGUACUGGGUUUCCUGGGCUUUUCACAGUCUAUACUGGGUUUCCAUGGCUUUUCACAGUCUAUACUGGGUUCCUUUGGCUUUUUACAGUCUAUACUGAAUUCCCCUUACUUUUCACAGUUUAUACUGGGCUCCCAUGGCUUUUUACAGUCUCUAAUGGGUUCCCAUGACUUUUUUACACUCUAUACUGCAUUCCCCUAGCUUUUCACCAUCUCUACUGAGUUUUCCUAGCUUUUUCCACAGUCUGUACUCGGAAUGCCUAGCUUUUCACACAGUACCAUUGCAGACAGUUGUGGAAAACUAAUACUGUAAAAAAAACCGCAUGUUGAUGCAAAGUGUAAUAUAAUAUUAUAUAGAUAUACAUCCCAACAUGCAUCAAAUGGAUCUUUUGAGGGUUUUUUGGGGUUCGUUUUCAGAAUGUACUGAGAGUGUGUUCUAACAUGGCAUGGCCGUGUUAUUAAUAUGCCUUUAACCUGUGUAUGGAGUCACUUCAGCUGUGUUGGGACGAAGGCGUGACUUAUGCACAGUAUUGCACAUCUACACUGUAUUUCUACAUUUAUAUAUUUUAUUUAAGUGCUUUUGCUGUUCAGUGUGACCUUUCUUUAUUUUCUCGUUUUUAGUCUUCCCCUCUCUCUCUUUUUCUCGUUCUCUCUCUCUUUUUCUCUCUCUCAGGUAUAAGCUCAUACCGUGGUAUUGAAAGUGGUGCUUUUGUAGUCUAAACCCUUGUUAAAAUGCACUUGUUGUGAGGUACGGGUGGUUUCAGAACAGACAUGACUUUGUUAAAGGGAUACUCUGGCACUCGUUCCACACCGUACCUCACUGGUCAGUUGGUAGAACACCUGAAAUCCACAUUGAUACGUGGCUUUCUGAGCCACGUUUACACUGAUAAAUGAUACAGAGCUAUAGUGUAUAAUUCCCUCCUACUGUCUUUACUCUGGGCCGUUCUGUUCUACUCCCUCAGGUGUUGGGAGUGUGGAGAAGAACACGGGGAAAUGCAGACUCACAGGGUUGCCGUUGAUCUUUUGCUUGUACGGUUGUGUUAGUUCACAGACUUGUAUUUUGUUGUUCUUGUUUGUUUUGGUUAAUAAAGUUUGGAAUUAUUGUGUGUAA
This is a messenger RNA of Astyanax mexicanus (Mexican tetra), 4004 nucleotides long. It is a transcript of the gene tmod1, whose product is annotated as tropomodulin 1. The transcript is spliced from 10 exons. NCBI's taxonomy places the organism in Eukaryota, Metazoa, Chordata, Actinopteri, Characiformes, Acestrorhamphidae. The record is from RefSeq and is a predicted model, not a curated record. Gene Ontology annotation, cellular component: myofibril; striated muscle thin filament. Gene Ontology annotation, biological process: myofibril assembly; muscle contraction; pointed-end actin filament capping. The coding region runs from base 168 to 1307 and encodes 379 amino acids. Gene Ontology annotation, molecular function: tropomyosin binding.